CAACGUGCAUGCUGCGUUGCUGACCACCGCAUGCCGACCAGUGGGGCAAAUUUCCGUUCUGCUUUCUCAGCCUCGUUGUCAUAAAGGGAGGAAAGUCCCCGAGAAAACUUUAUGGUUAACUUAGUUUUUCAUUCUUAAUCUUCCCCAGAUUUUUGGGCUGUCUUCGUUAAAAGUUCUUUCUGAGCGUUUUGCUCUACGGUCAAGCAACGGCAAAGAUGGCGGCGCUGCUUCACCUCUUUAUAGCGCUCCUGGUGCUGAUGGUCGAUUCCGCGAUGGAGUUGGCGUUCAUAAGCAGCAUUGUGGGCUAUCUCCAUCGAUCAGGCGCGAAUCAAUAUCCCUUCACCGCAGCCGACGGAACGACUAUCUUCAUGAACGCCAAACCGGCGCAUCUUCUAGUCAACGAGGGGCACACCAGCAACGGCGCCGCGGGGACGGCGUUGGUAGGGGUCUGUUUUGGGGGCUUUUUGGUCCUCUGGUGGAUGCGACGCCGAGAGAGGAGGAAUAUCACUCGCCCAUCAACGAUCUUCCUCGCUUACACGGUACUAACAAUCCUCUCGUUCCUCCUCACUCUCUCGGCGCUGGCAUACACCUUCGUCGUCGUGCACCAGACCAGCGGCCAAAGCAUCGCCCAGCCCAUCGCGGCGCAGUUCCAGGGUCACGGAUACCCGUUGGAUAACUGGGCGCCGGGCACCUGGACGAAGGCUUUGUUGGCGCUGGAUUUGCAGCAUCAGGUUGAUAGGAAUUAUUUGAAUCAUUGGUUGAGGGUGAUGGAGGGGUAUCAGUGGAAUCUUAUUCCGUUGUUUAUUAUCGGGUUGAUGGGAGGAAUUUGUUUCGUUUUUGAGAGCGUGUUUGUUUUGUCACUGCGUACAGCGUUGAAUUUCACCUAAUUUUAAGCUCGGUGGCUACUCCUUGUUGUGAGUUAGUCACUCAUGACGUGAGUGGAGCAUCUGUUCCAAAAGUCUUAAGGCUAAAUCAAGCAAGACGAAAGUCUCAAUCCCAAACAAUUCAAUCUUAAUGUCUACAUCAUUCCUCCAUUCUUCAAAGACUGUAGCAACUCGGCUCGCUAAAAAAGGGGCCCGCCUUCAACUUGAUGGGCUUGAUGUACUUGUAUAGCU
Messenger RNA from Mollisia scopiformis, 1115 nucleotides. RefSeq lists its product as uncharacterized. NCBI's taxonomy places the organism in Eukaryota, Fungi, Ascomycota, Leotiomycetes, Helotiales, Mollisiaceae. The coding region runs from base 216 to 887 and encodes 223 amino acids. The transcript has 3 exons. The record is from RefSeq and is a predicted model, not a curated record.